ACAUGGAUUACAUGGAGGCAUUUGACUACAAUCUGACAUAUUUCACGCCGAAUAUGACGAUGGGAGAUUCACAGCUACUCUCCAUAUUAAACCAAGACAUGAAUAAAGGACGAUUUAGUACAUACACAGAAUACAUAUUGAUUUGCUGCUUCUCAGUUUUAAUAGUUUUUGGAGCUCUUGGAAAUGGACUGGUGUGUUACGUGGUCGGCAAAAACCCUCAUAUGCGAACACCCAGAAAUAUUUUCAUCAUCAGUCUGGCGAUUUCAGACUUGACUCUCUGUCUAUUUACGCAGCCAAUUAAUUUAUACAAACUAUUAAGAACACAAUGGGCACUUGGUGAAUUCAUGUGCAAAUUCGUUCCCAUGUUCCAGGGAACAAAUGUCUUCGUUUCAACAAUCAGCAUUACAGCGAUUGCUCUCGAUCGGUUCCAAGUUAUUGUGUACCCCACAAAAGACAGUAUGAAGAAACUUGGUGCUGUCGCGGCCUUACUAUCAAUUUGGAUAAUAUCCUUUCUUAUUGCGAGUCCUUUGCUGAUAUUUUCCAUUCACAAAACUGAAAUGCCGUUUAAGGACAUGGAUAUAUAUCUCACUUUUCGCAUUUGCUAUGAAGACACAUCAUUACAAGAAGAAAAGGGUGCAUAUUCUGUUGCUUCAAUGGUGGUCCAGUAUAUAUUGCCGAUUGUUAUUGUGACAAUAGCUCACCUCCGUAUAUGUAAUAAACUGAAAUACAGAAUGGCAAAUCAACAAAAUGCUCUGGGUGCACGGUCAAAUACUGAAAGACAGAAACAAAGAAGAAACUCUCGAAGAAAAAGACGAACAAAUAUUCUGCUGGCUUCUAUUGGAAUUAUAUUUGCACUGAGUUGGUUACCGUUGAAUAUUUUCAACAUACUCAGCGAUUUUCGACUUGCGCUUUUUUUGGAAUCCAUAAACAUCAACUUAGUAUACGUAAUAUGUCAUAUGCUGGUGUUAAGUUCUGCUUGUACUAAUCCAGUGCUAUAUGGAUGGUUGAACGAAAAUUUCAAAAACGAAUUCUUGAAAAUUUUAUGCAAAGGAUGUUGUAUUAAAAUGUCCCAUUUCUGUCAAAAGCACAGACAAAAUGGUGUGGUCAUUAUGUUGGCGAAUGAGAGACAUGAAAGGGAUGGUCAUUCUGUCACUGCGGCUUCGACAACCAACAUCAUGACCCACAAAACGCUUAUUGAGCCGCACGUGUCCUUAUGACUACUUUUGAACCUCUUGUAGAAAAAACAUUUUAAAAGAAAUACCUUGAUAAGGAACUCAUCUGUGAACGGACUUCAAACAGCAGGACUUGAUAUUAGUAGUACUGUGUUAUAUUAUCAUUACAGAGAUUCCAAGGAAUU
Ostrea edulis (European flat oyster) is the source of this 1357-nucleotide messenger RNA. Its product is annotated as neuropeptide F receptor-like. Gene Ontology annotation, cellular component: membrane. Lineage: Eukaryota; Metazoa; Mollusca; Bivalvia; Ostreida; Ostreidae. Bases 3 to 1217 code for a protein of 404 amino acids. The transcript has a single exon. Gene Ontology annotation, biological process: G protein-coupled receptor signaling pathway. The record is from RefSeq and is a predicted model, not a curated record. Gene Ontology annotation, molecular function: neuropeptide Y receptor activity.